Messenger RNA from Grus americana (Whooping crane), 2146 nucleotides. It is a transcript of the gene NTHL1, whose product is annotated as nth like DNA glycosylase 1. The transcript is spliced from 6 exons. Gene Ontology annotation, biological process: base-excision repair; base-excision repair, AP site formation; nucleotide-excision repair. NCBI's taxonomy places the organism in Eukaryota, Metazoa, Chordata, Aves, Gruiformes, Gruidae. The record is from RefSeq and is a predicted model, not a curated record. Gene Ontology annotation, cellular component: nucleus. Gene Ontology annotation, molecular function: 4 iron, 4 sulfur cluster binding; DNA binding; DNA-(apurinic or apyrimidinic site) endonuclease activity. The coding region runs from base 56 to 934 and encodes 292 amino acids.
GGCGCCCGCGCCCGCCGCGGGGCACGUCGGGGCCGGUAGUGCCCGGGGCACCGCCAUGUGCGCGGCGGCCGGCGGUGGGCGGUCGGCGGCCCGACGGCUUGGUAGGGCCAGGGGUGCGGCUGGAGUGAGCCAGGUCCAGAGCACAGCCAGCAUCCCGAGGCGCAGUAGGAGGAGGAAGAAUGUCGCCAUUGCUUAUGAAUCUGGGCAGGCGGAUGGUGCCGAGCAGGGGACGUCCGAGCCCCAGAGACCACACUGGGAGCCAAGGGACUGGCGGCAGCAGCUGGAGCGCAUCCGGGAAAUGAGGAGGAACAGAGACGCUCCUGUCGAUGAGAUGGGAGUGGAGAAGUGUUAUGACAGCAGCGCACCUCCACAGGUUAUGCGCUACCAAGUUCUGCUGUCGCUGAUGCUCUCCAGCCAGACCAAGGACCAGGUGACAUCAGCUGCUAUGUUGCGCCUGAGGCAGCAUGGCCUCACAGUUGACAGUAUUUUGCAGAUGGAUGAUGCGACACUUGGGCAGAUAAUUUACCCUGUAGGAUUCUGGAGGAACAAGGUGAAGUACAUAAAGCAGACGACAGCCAUCCUGAAGCAGAAAUACGGGGGUGACAUACCGAGAACUGUGGAGGAGCUGGUGCAGCUGCCAGGAGUUGGGCCCAAAAUGGCCCACUUGGCCAUGAACAUUGCCUGGGACAGCGUGUCUGGGAUAGCUGUGGACACCCAUGUGCACAGGAUCACAAACAGGCUGAAGUGGGUGAAGAAGGAGACCAGAUACCCCGAGGAAACUCGGGUAGCGCUGGAGGACUGGCUGCCCAGGGAUCUCUGGAGCGAGAUAAAUUGGCUCUUCGUGGGCUUUGGCCAGCAGACCUGCCUGCCUGUGAAUCCUCGCUGCAACGAGUGCCUCAAUCAAGACAUUUGCCCAGCUGCUAAGAGACACUGAGGGAUCAUCCAGUCUUCGUAGAGCAACAAAGCUGCUUUGGCUCAGCAGCAGCCUGGAGCUGAGCCCUAGUAAAGCUGUGCUUUGCACAGGGCUGGCUGUGUGACUGCAGGGAAACAGGAGACUGCUGCAGCCAGCUCAGCAUCUCUGGGGAGGGAGCAGCCACUGGCAAUGGCUGAGCCCUCGAGAGGAAAAAGGGUCUUUCAAAGUGCAGCAGUCCUGCUGCGUCAGUGCUAAAGGCUCCAGCCUGCGUGAAUGCCUGAGCAUGCCCUGGCAGAGCAGCAGGCUGUCCCGCGUCGCUGGAGAGAAAUGCUUUGUCCUACUGGACUUGCUGCUGCUUGUAAAUGCGCAUUUAAUAAAGGUGGUGGGGUUUUUUUUUCCACCCAUGAAGUUUGCUGGCAUCUGUGCAACAGAGGGCAGGAGGAGGAGAGCACAGGGGACCUUACCAAAGAGUGAGACCAUAGCAACCAGCUGAGAGCAGGCAGCACGCAACCUGCCAAGCCUCCUGCCUAGCCCAGGCAGCGAGGGGCACUGCGAUGAAUAAGGUACAACUGAAGACUUUGUGAGCCAGGACAAGUGGCCUUUGGGUCCUGGUAGCAGAAGAGCUGGGGGGGGAAUGCAGAGCAGGGGGAGGCAGGAGACAAGCCAGUGUCACUCUGGGUUUUGUGUGUGCCAGCAAGGGUUACAGCGGCCACGGGAGCCAGGCUACCGUGUGCCUCGGAAGCUGACAGAAGGGACACCACCACCAUCUGUGUUUUGUUCUUCAAAGAAAGGGUAGUGCUGACUUCAUUGUAGAGCUUCAAAGGAAUAAUUUCAGCUACUUUUUAAACAGGCAAGGGAGGAAGCAAAGUUUAUAAUGUGCUAAAGAAGGCUGUAAUUCCGCUCUGAAGGUCCCUACCAAACAGAUGAGGAACUAGCAAAUAAGUACUCAGUACACGGGAAAACAAAGUUUAUUACUGACAUUACAGUGUACAUUAUGUUUUUACAAUGCAGCUGACAGCCUUAUACUUUAUUGAUUUUUUUCCCAAGUUAAAUGUACAGGAACUGAAUAAUUACUACUGAGCUACAAGAUGUCAGAAAUACGAUAAGUGCUUUAACCAGGAGCAGUUUCCAUGGACUAAGCAGAGAUUAAGAUUUUUAAAUCUUAUCAGUACAGAUUUGCACACCUGAUUUCUUUUGAUCUGCAUCCAAAACUACAUGUUCUUUUUCUUCCCC